AUGGCGAAAGAUUCUCCAAAAACUCCCAAGACGUCGUCGUCGAGGUCCGCAACGAAUCCAUCAGUGAGCGUGUGGGCAGCACAAUGUGAAAAAUGCUUGAAAUGGAGGAGGAUUGCGACACAGGAAGAAUUUGAGGAAAUCAGAAGUAGGUUUACUGAAGAACCCUUUAACUGCCACAACCAAACCAAUGCUUCUUGUGAUGACCCUACAGAUAUUGAGUACGAUUCUUCUCGAACUUGGGCAAUUGACAAGCCCAAUCUGCCUAAAACCCCAUCUGGGUUUAAGAGAGAAUUGUACCUGAGGAGAGAUUACUCUAAGAUGGAUGCUUAUUAUUUCACUCCUUCAGGGAAGAAACUCAGAUCCUUUACUGAAGUAACUACUUUUCUUCAACAAAAUCCCGAGUUCAGUGACGUUAAACCCUCAGAUUUCAGCUUUACCAGCCCCAAAGUUAUGAUUGAUACCAUACCCUCUACCGCUCUUCUUGCCAACUCUCACAAGAAGGGUGCAGCUAGUAGCACUAAAUGA
This is a messenger RNA of Solanum verrucosum, 525 nucleotides long. RefSeq names its product methyl-CpG-binding domain-containing protein 4-like. Gene Ontology annotation, molecular function: DNA binding; zinc ion binding. The record is from RefSeq and is a predicted model, not a curated record. The coding region runs from base 1 to 525 and encodes 174 amino acids. Lineage: Eukaryota; Viridiplantae; Streptophyta; Magnoliopsida; Solanales; Solanaceae. The transcript has 2 exons.